Molecule: messenger RNA, 1551 nt
Organism: Gadus morhua (Atlantic cod)
Lineage: Eukaryota; Metazoa; Chordata; Actinopteri; Gadiformes; Gadidae
Gene: nup43
Product: nucleoporin 43
Exons: 8
Coding region: 155-1267 (370 amino acids)
Cellular component (GO): nuclear pore outer ring
Molecular function (GO): protein binding
Source: RefSeq, a predicted model, not a curated record
GUUCGGCGGUUGGCCGCUAGGGGGACUUGGUUACGAAGAGUUUGAUGUCUUUUGGCCACCGUAGCAGGUUAAGUGAAGGCGGUAGUGUAUGAGAGUUGGCUAAGCUAAACCCAGAACGUUCUGACUUUACACAACACUUAAGUGUAUUGUUUCAAUGGAGGGUACAAAUGCCAAAUACGUCUCCCAGAAAAUAAGCAAAACGAGAUGGAGGCCGGUAUCAUCUUCGUCGUUACAACAACCAGAUGUCUUUGCAACUGGAUCGUGGGACAACGAGGAAAACAAGAUUUCCCUCUGGUCCAUAGGAGAAGAGAUUUCUGGCAUGGAAGCUGAGUUUGAAGGAGAUCCCCAGCUUUUAUGUGAAUGCAAGCAUGGUGGAGAUGUUCUGGAUCUAAACUUUCUGGACCAAGAAAGAAUUGUGACGGCGUCGUCAACGGGGGCAGUGAGCAUAUACCACCUUCACCCAAACAGCCAGACCCUAUCAGUUUCCCAGUGUUGGACGAGAGCACAUCAUUACCCUUGUGACGAUGCUCCAUGCACUGGGGUCGUAUGUAAAAGCCCUGAGAUCGUAACUGUCGGUGAAGACGGCAGGAUAAACCUCUUCAGGGCAGACAAGCAAGCAGUUAUCCGUACAAUAGACAAUGCGGACAGCAGCACCAUUCAUGCUGUGACUUUCCUGAGGACAGCAGAGAUUCUAACGGUGAACUCCAUUGGUCAAAUCAAGACUUGGGACUUCAGACAACAGAGCAACACACCAGCACAGAUACUUUCCCAGGCUGGGGACAGAGUUCCCCUGCACUGCGUGGCCAGACAUCCAAACCAGCAGCACAUCGUGGCCACGGGGGGCCAGGACGGCAUGCUCUGUAUCUGGGACGCCAGGCAGGGCAAGGCCCCCGCCUCGCUGAUGGAGGCGCACACCGCUGAAAUGUGGGAAGUCCACUUCCAUCCCACCAACCCAGACCACCUGUUCACCUGCUCUGAGGACGGCUCGCUGCUGCACUGGGAGAUGACGUCCGGCUCCGAGACUGCGUCCUUCCUACAAGGCGGCAGGAACAACAGCGUCCUCUCGCGCAGCGCUGUGGCCCCAGCAGGUGGGGGCCAGUCCCUCAGCGCCUGGCUCAGCGGCGACUCCAGUAAGGGCCGCCUGGAGACCACACACAUGCUGCCCAGCCAGACCCUGUCGGUCAACAGUCUGGACGUGCUCGGACAGUGCCUCGUCUGUGGCACAGACGGAGAAGCAAUUUUUGUGAACAGACAGGUGCCUGUGUAGAUAACUGUUUCGUAAGUGUUUGCGUUGUUUUUUCCCCCAUGCCAUUUCCUUCUCAUCACUCUUCUUUUUUUUUACAAUAUCAAGGUCACACCUUAACACUUCUUUAAAAGAAUGCUGUGGAAAUAGAUUUUACAAUUGAUGCAUCAACAUUUUUGUGAGUGUUAGACCCGCCGGGUUGUUUUGAGUGAAAUGGAUUCAUGCAUGAUUGUUUAUUUACCUUCCCAGAAUUUUGAUAAUUGUGAGAGUCCAUUAAAUUGGUUUGUUAAUAAAAAAAAUUCAUCCAC